CGUUGUCUGUAAACCAUACUAAGAAAAGGUUUCUUGCUUGCUCCAUCAUGUUCAAUAAGUUCACAAGCAACAACAUCUACAUGCCUCUCUCUACCCUCUGACCUGUGCUCCCCUUUUCUUCACUCACAUAACAUAUACAUGAACCAACUGGCCCAAAACCCCUCAAACCCUUGGAUUUGGCAGCCAACCAUGAACGCUCACAACCCCCAUUACUCCCAAAUGCAUCGGCAACAACAAGAAGGAACAUACAUCAAAGAGCCCAUGUUCGAAAAGCCAUUAACACCGAGCGACGUCGGAAAGCUCAACAGGCUAGUGAUACCAAAGCAGCAUGCAGAGAAGUACUUUCCUUUGGACGGUGAAUCGGGAGAGAAGGGAUCGCUGCUUAGCUUUGAGGAUGAAUUGGGAAAGCAAUGGGAGUUCAGGUAUUCUUAUUGGACCAGUAGCCAGAGCUACGUGCUUACUAAAGGAUGGAGCAAGUUCGUGAAGGACAAGAAGCUUGAUGCUGGUGAUGUGGUGAUUUUUCAAAGGUUUAGAGGUCAUGGGACCGACGAGAGAUUUUAUAUCGAUUCUAGGAGACGAGGUUCUAUUGAAGCGAACAGCCGCGUUGUGGCGAGGCCUGAUGCUGAAAAUCCAUGGAGCUCUUGUGCGAGUCCUCACGGCUACAUGAACUCAGUCAAUUCAGGACAGCAGGCCAGUAGCUCGACGAGAGGGAGUUCGAGGAGGCUGAGGCUGUUCGGGGUGAACUUAGAGUGCGGGCCUGAUCCUGCAGAACCUGAGCAUUUGGCGUCAGGCUCGUGGAAUUAAGUUCAGGCGCACCGAUAUAUGCCCUCAACCUAUUACUUCCAGUUCACAGUGUAAGCAAAAUGUUCGUCCUAAAUACGAGAUCAAUUCUGAAGAAGAAUUAAACCAUUCUUUGCUGAGAAGAAAAGGUAUCGAUGCUACAGGAAAGCCAAGUGGGCAAUGAAGGAGGAGGGGUAUGGAGAUAUGAGGUCUUGUUCUCAAAAUCUCACCAACCAAUCAAAUCUCUUUUAAGUGCUCAACCCAAAUGACAUUUUGAUAGGCUAAUUUGUAAAAUGAAUGAGAGAGAGGGUGGAGAAAAUUCCUGAUUUUGAGGGCUCUCUCUCUCUUUCUUUUUCUCUCAAUCUCCUUUCAUUCGGAAGAAAAUGAAACCUGUCGUACGGCUCUGGAGUCUGAUAUAGCAUCAGAGUGAGGUCUCAGAAAACAUCAGGUUGAUUGAAAAGAGUAGAUGGGACCCAGAAACUUACUAGGUCCCAUAAACUCCUCUGCCUCCUUGCUAAUGUAUGUAAUAUUUUGAUGCGAUGCCAUAU
This is a messenger RNA of Asparagus officinalis (garden asparagus), 1328 nucleotides long. Its product is annotated as B3 domain-containing protein Os11g0156000-like. The transcript has 2 exons. The coding region runs from base 139 to 804 and encodes 221 amino acids. The record is from RefSeq and is a predicted model, not a curated record. Gene Ontology annotation, molecular function: DNA binding; DNA-binding transcription factor activity. NCBI's taxonomy places the organism in Eukaryota, Viridiplantae, Streptophyta, Magnoliopsida, Asparagales, Asparagaceae.